AUGCGUGAUGAGUAUGGACACGAUUAUAGCGACAAAGUGAAAGCAUAUACAACAGAUAUUCAACGAAAGAUAGUAGCAAAGGACCCAACAUGGGUUAUCGAUGCUUAUUACGAAGCAAUCGUUGCGAAACGGCCAAAACUUUUGUACCGAGUUGGCUGGGAUGCCUUAUUUCUAUUCUAUUCGUAUUCAUUUCUUCCAUUGCGCCUGCAACUUUAUUUCAUGCAGUUUCUCAUGCAAUUGCAUGGAGCACCAUUACCAGCGAUAACGACGAAGAAUGCACGUCCAGCGAUUCCGAAAUGGAAAAGCAAAGACAAUUAACAUUCCUGACAGAUUUAAAAAUAAGUUAUUUUGCGUCAGCACAUAGUUCCCGUCAUUUUCCGUAAUUCUACGUCAUUUUUUUCAAGUCUUUUCCAAUGGAAAUU
This is a messenger RNA of Loa loa (African eye worm), 422 nucleotides long. RefSeq lists its product as hypothetical. The record is from RefSeq and is a predicted model, not a curated record. NCBI's taxonomy places the organism in Eukaryota, Metazoa, Nematoda, Chromadorea, Rhabditida, Onchocercidae. The transcript has 3 exons. The coding region runs from base 1 to 318 and encodes 105 amino acids.